This is a messenger RNA of Esox lucius (northern pike), 1258 nucleotides long. RefSeq lists its product as uncharacterized. The record is from RefSeq and is a predicted model, not a curated record. Bases 47 to 892 code for a protein of 281 amino acids. The transcript is spliced from 5 exons. Lineage: Eukaryota; Metazoa; Chordata; Actinopteri; Esociformes; Esocidae. Gene Ontology annotation, molecular function: protein binding.
AGACAAGAACAAUUAAAACGACAUCUUACAUAGAUAGAUGUAGAGCAUGGAUAUACCUUGGGACACUUAUGCCAAUUUAGAUAAAAAGGUAAAGACUGAAGGCAUAAACCAAACCAAAGACUGGUCUCCUGACCAAGGAAAGAUGACCAAGGAUAAAGUGUUCCCGAUGAGCACAUCAGAACCAGGUUCAGGCAGUUCAUGGAGGAGACCCUUCCUACUGGCUACAGUGUGUCUGGGGCUGCUGUAUGUUCUCAUGCUGACUGGGUUCAUCAUCCUCUCUGUCUACUACUCUGGGACCCAGAAUAAGGUGGAGGAUUUAGAGACCUACAAGGCUGCAUCAGGGUCCAUGGUGCAGUACCUGAUGGACCAAAAUGUGGUUAACAAGAAGAAUGUGGCAGCCCUGAAGAACACGGUGAAGAACCUGACAGACGAAUUAACGCGUAGUGAGAUCAAGGUGGCAGCUCUGGGAAACAUAUUACCAAAAAGCCAGGUGGCGUUUGCUGCUUCUCUGGGAAACGUUGGCCUCAUUGGUAUGUUCGACGGUACUGUGACCUUGAAAUAUCAACACGUCACCAGCAACAUUGGAGGAGGCUACAACCCAACCACAGGGAUCUUCACUGCUCCUGUCCGGGGAGUCUACUUCUUCAUGAUCACUGGUAUUACCUACUACACUCGCUUCAUGUUGCUGAUGAUGAUGAAGAAUGGUGAUCAUGUGAUAGCUACCUACCAGAAUCCUGCUGCCAAUUCCUGGCAGACAGCAACCAACAGCGUGUCUUUGACCCUGGAGAUAGGGGACCAGGUCUAUAUUCAGCUCUUUCCAUACACCUCGGUCUAUGACGACCCAUUUGGAUACACAACUUUCAAUGGUCAACUCCUCUUCCCUCUGAUCUGAUUGGCCCCCUGCUCAAUGGAACAAGAAUGAAUUAAACCCCAAAUAAAUCACACGUACUGGCAUACAAGAUUUAUUAUUAUUAUUCUUUGUAUAAGAUUUAAGCAGUCUGGUUUAUUGUUCUUCACACAUGCUUUAAACUAUCUAAUUUACUCUUCUUCAUGUAAGCUUUAAAAUGAUUCAUUCAACACCUAGGAAGUGCCAGGUUUCUGAUGCUAAUGUUAACUCAUUGUUCAUUGAUGAACGUGAAUUUCCCAGAAAGAGAAAGCUCUAAGCAAAUAACUACAACAUUUCUGGAACAAUGUGAAGUAAGCGUUUUAGAUGUUAUGAAAUAAAAUAAUGACAAUAAAAGAAUUCUCUCUGCUGAAA